Messenger RNA from Acytostelium subglobosum LB1, 174 nucleotides. RefSeq lists its product as hypothetical. NCBI's taxonomy places the organism in Eukaryota, Evosea, Eumycetozoa, Acytosteliales, Acytosteliaceae. The record is from RefSeq and is a predicted model, not a curated record. The annotation marks the transcript as partial. The transcript is spliced from 2 exons.
UCAAUAAUGAUUCAUAAAUAUAGGUUCCUAAUUAGAAACCUUCCAACAUAUCCAUCGAGGAGCAGAGAUAGAUUGCUUGCACUUGUCAAAGAAGAGGUGGAUGCAGGUAUCAAAGAGAUAUUAAGAUACAAGAACUUGGACAGGAAUGAUCAGAACUGGGUAUUCCAUCUUUGA